ACGUUGGCUACGGCUACUCCAAGCACAGGUCAGCAUCUGCUCUCGUUGACCACGACUCCCCUUCUCCAAUGGCGGACUGCGAAGGACUGGCUCCCUGAUCCAAGGUGAAUGAGGCCGGGGGAGGACAAAGGAGGGAUGAGCAAAGAAGAAGAAGAAGAAGAAGAGGAGGAGGAGGAGGAAGAGAAGUCGAAGAAGAAGACUAAGGAUAAGGAUCGCUCUGCGAUAAGGUUGGCCGUCGAGGAGCUCUCCCUGGUCGAGCAUCAGGGGAAAGCUUCUACCUUGGCCUUUCUCGCCGUCUCCAACCUGCUCUUGCAAUUCCUUGAUAAGAUUGGACCGACCGUGGCCGUCCUGAGGCACGACAUCCGGCGGAAUAUCGAGAGAUUGGAAGAUGUAUACGUUUUGGAUGCAUCGGGUUACUCAAGUUUGGUAGAUAUAAUCAAGAAAGAGGUGAGCGAGGGAACUGCAAGGAAGUCUGAUAGCUGUACAAGAGCUACAUUAUGGCUUACUAGGUCCAUGGAUUUUAGUGUUGCACUACUAGAGAUACUAAAUAAGGAUUCUGAAUUGAGUCUUCAACAAGUUGUUGAAGAAGCAUAUAAGACUACACUAAAACCAUGGCAUGGUUGGAUCUCAUCUGCUGCUUACAAGGUAGCUUUGAAGCUCAUCCCAGAGAAGAAACUAUUCAUCAGCUUGCUAAUGGGUAAGGGGCAAGAUCAGAACAUGUUGAAGUCUGAUAUCCAGAACCUGGUCUCAUUAGUUCAGCCUCUUCUAACUGAUAUCCAUGCCAACUUGAAAAAGCUUCGGCUCGACAGAUUGAAGUCGACCUAAAACACGAAAUCCAUCUCGAUCAAUCUUCAUGUACAUUCUCCAACUUUUUCCUGUAAUUAUCUCUGAAUCCCUUUUUUUUUCUUGACCUGUAUAUUUAAAUCAGUUUCAGUUUUCUUGAUAGUCAUGCAACCUCAUCUGCAACCAGGAAUCAUGUGAUGUUACUUAAAUGGCAGAAAAGCAUAUCUGUUUUAGCAACUAUCAUAUUGUGCAAUGUAUAUCCUGCGUAAGAAAUUUGCUUUUU
Molecule: messenger RNA, 1066 nt
Organism: Musa acuminata AAA Group (dessert banana)
Lineage: Eukaryota; Viridiplantae; Streptophyta; Magnoliopsida; Zingiberales; Musaceae
Product: glycolipid transfer protein 3-like
Exons: 6
Coding region: 109-825 (238 amino acids)
Biological process (GO): ceramide transport; intermembrane lipid transfer
Cellular component (GO): cytoplasm; cytosol; membrane
Molecular function (GO): ceramide 1-phosphate binding; ceramide 1-phosphate transfer activity
Source: RefSeq, a predicted model, not a curated record